Molecule: messenger RNA, 1599 nt
Organism: Salvia hispanica
Lineage: Eukaryota; Viridiplantae; Streptophyta; Magnoliopsida; Lamiales; Lamiaceae
Molecular function (GO): protein binding
Source: RefSeq, a predicted model, not a curated record
AAACUUCCCAAAUUGACCCAAGAAUUCCAGAUCGGCAAUACACACUUGCACUUCACCUGUUCGACAAAAUGCUUCAAACGGGUGCUUCUGUAGAUCACUGCACCUUCAAUAUUGCCAUCGAUUGCUUCUGCCGACUGAAAAGACCUGAUUUUGGAUUUGCUAUUUUAGGCAGUUUCUUCAAGCGUGGGUAUAAGCCUAAUGUGGUCACUUUUACCACUCUCAUCAAAGGGCUUUUAUUGGUCAGAAGGAUCCCAGAGGCAGCAAAGCUGUGUUGGAGGUUGUCUGCGGAGCAACUGUGCACUCCCGAUGAAUAUACGUAUGCUACUAUGCUUAAUGGGUUAUGCAAAGCUGGAGGUACUUUUCAGGCACUUGAAUUGCUUAGUCGAUUGGAAAUGGGAAACUACAAACCUAAUGUUUAUGCUUAUAGCAUAGUUAUUGAUGGCUUGUGCAAAGAUAGAAAGGUUGACGAUGCUCUCCAACUCUUCUCCACCUUGGGUGAUAAGGGGAUUUCACCCAAUGUUGUGACAUAUAAUUCAAUAAUUGAGGGGUUAUGCAAUCAUAGUAGAGGAAGAGAGGCUGAAGACAUGUUAAGGAAGAUGAUAUCGAAUAAAGUCUUCCCAAAUGUGGUCACUUGUAGUAUUUUUGUAGAUGCUCUCAGCCGAGAGGGAAGGAUGGAAGAGGCUGAGCAUAUGCUGGUCAAGAUGAGGGAAAUUGAUGUUCAACCCGACAUUGUAACAUACAGUGCGCUGAUUAAUGGAUAUUGUUUACAGGGUGAAAUGGAUAAGGCUAGAAACAUUUUCCAACUAGCAAUGAAAUCCGGCAUCAAGCCUGAUGUUACAAGCUACAGUAGUUUGAUGAACGGGUACUGUAAAAUAGGACGAAUUGAUGAGGUUUGUCAUCUUUUUACCAUGAUUCGGGCCAAAGGGUUGAAGCGCGAUGUCAUUUCUUACAACAUAAUGUUGGAGGCUUUAUUUCAUGAUGGUCGAUGUGAAGAGGGCUUGAAGUUGUUCAAAGAGAUGGAAGCUCUACAAGUUUAUCCUAAUACAACAACUUAUGGAGUCUUGUUACAUGGUUUGUGCAAUGCUCAUCGUAUUGAUGAAGCAUUAUCCAUGUUAUAUACCAUGGAAAACAAAGGUUGCUUGCCUAAUGUUGUGAUAUAUACAAUUCUUAUUUUUGCCCUGUGUGAAGAAGGGCGGAUAGGAGAGGCUAAGGAUUUGAUGGUGCAAAUGGUGAUCAAGGGGUGUUGGCCCAACAAUGUGACUUACAAUAUUUAUGUUCAAGCUCUUCUCAAAAGGAGCAAGAUGGACGAUGUGAUUCUUGUCUUGAAAGAGAUGAUUGCAAGAGGGGGAUGCACACUUGGCGCUACCACUUUUAGGAUGCUGAUUGAACCUCUACGAAGGGAAGGCAAAGAUAGUGUUUUAUUUGAUUUGGUUAAGAAACUGUUACCAAAAAAGUUAUAGGCUAAUCUAGUUGGAUGUUAUGUUGUGGUACUAGUUAGUAUUUUAAUAGAUAGUUUGGAGUGUAAAAGAGUGUAAAAGUUCUUAUUUGGUUGUUAAAAUAUAAGAACACGAGAAACUAAGGAAAAUAAUUCAGGAUCAA